Gopherus flavomarginatus (Mexican gopher tortoise) is the source of this 3313-nucleotide messenger RNA. RefSeq names its product pituitary homeobox 2-like. The coding region runs from base 25 to 789 and encodes 254 amino acids. The record is from RefSeq and is a predicted model, not a curated record. Gene Ontology annotation, molecular function: RNA polymerase II cis-regulatory region sequence-specific DNA binding; DNA-binding transcription factor activity, RNA polymerase II-specific. Lineage: Eukaryota; Metazoa; Chordata; Testudines; Testudinidae. Gene Ontology annotation, cellular component: nucleus. Gene Ontology annotation, biological process: regulation of transcription by RNA polymerase II; anatomical structure morphogenesis. The transcript is spliced from 3 exons.
GGGUACUGCCCCGGACCGGGGAGCAUGUCGGCGCUGCUGCCCUCAGCGGGGCUCCCCGGCACUGAGCGUGGAGCAGAGAAUGGAGAGAACUCGCGGUACAAGUCAUCUGGCUCCAGUGGCGAAGAGGAGCUGAACCCGGGCAAGAAGAAGCUGAGGAGGCAAAGGACUCACUUCACCAGCCAGCAGCUGCAGGAGCUGGAGGCCACCUUCCAGCGCAACCGCUACCCAGACAUGAGCACCAGAGAGAAGAUCGCAGGCUGGACCAACCUGGCGGAACCCAGGAUCAGGGUCUGGUUUAAGAACCGCAGAGCCAAGUGGCGGAAGAAGGAGCGGCACCUGCAGACCGAGCUGUGCAAGGGGGGCUUUGGCCCCCAGCUGAAUGCUCUGCCCAGGGGCCCGUAUGAAGACCUCUACCCCAGCUACUCCUACAACAGCUGGGCCCCCAAGGACUUCCAGGCCAGCCCCCUCCCCGGCAAAGGCUUCCAGCUCUUCAGUGCAGUGGAUUUCAAUUCCUUCUCCCCACAAGCCAUGUUCCCGGGGGUGUCAACAGCCUCCAUGCCCAGGAUCCCGGCCCUGGAGAACUUCAACAGCCUGGCCGGCCCUGCCAGGUCUCCCACCCCCACUUGUGGACCUGAAGCUUUGCCUGACAUGUACAGGGACCCCUGCAAUGCAAGACUGGCAGGGGUGAGACUCCAGGCAAAGCAGCCCCAGCCCCUUGGCCUCGAGGUCCUGCCACGCCCAGCCACAAGCCCCAGCUCCUGCCAGUACACACUGGACAGGCCCAUAUAAAGGGGACCCCAGAGCACCGGUACCAGCCUCCUCUCCAGACCAUACAGAGGGGUGGAGGGUUCUCUCACCAAGGACGGUGUGGAGGGAGGGGGGUUCCCCAGUUCUGGGACAGUGCCCUCCACUGCGCCAGAGCUGCCCUCAAAGCCCAUGCACCCCAUCUCCCUCUACCAGUGCCUAGCUCAGGGAGCCCAGGGAGUGCCAAAGGCUAUGAGCAGCCCCAAAGAUUGUGGCUUAGCUCAAGACCUGUAGAUCUGGCCCCAGACAAAGCUCACUGCAGGCAAAGUGUAGCAGUUUGGGUUAAAGUACUGCGGAAAGCGCCAUCUCAGAUCCCAAACAAGUAACAGACUCUUGGGAGGAGACAAAGCCCCCUGUGAGAGGAGUGGAGGAGACCUGGAGAGGCCUGGACACAGGGCUAUGGGACUAGUCUGCUCAGCAGGCACAGGGUAGGGCAUGAAGCUGUUCUGACUGAGUUCUGCACUUGGUGGCAUUAUGAUCUCCAGCUCUUGCCAAUGAAACAGAGACUCUGGACUCAGGCUGUGGCUAGAGCAGGGAGCUUGGCGAAUUCUGUUCCCCGCGCUGGAAGGGAGUGCCAGAGGGUGAGCUGAGGAGCAGGGAUGGUGUGUCUGGACUCUAGCAGAUAGACCAGGAGCCCUGGAUUCUAUUUCCAACACUAGCAUUUCCUUACCAUGUGACGAUGGGCAAAUCCUGUCCCCGCCCUGCACCUCAGUUUCCUUGCCUGUAAAAUGUUGGUAAUGGUGCUGACCAGCCUCACCAGAGGACUAAUUCAUGCUUGUAACAUGCUUUGGGAUCCUUGGGAGGAAGGUGUAAUAUUGUCGGUGCAGAUGACAUCAGAAUUGGGGGAGGGGUAAAUCUCGCUGUGGACAGUCAUUGAUACAGAGUGAUCUGGAUAGCUUGGCAAGCUGGGUGCGAGCAAACCAGGUGCAGGGAAGUUCUCUGGCCUGUGUUAUGCAGGAGGACAAGCAGACUCACUAGAUACUCACAGCAGUUCCUUCUCCUCUUAAAAUCUUAGAAUUUAGGUGCAAACUAUUCUUUGGCCUUGUAAAGUUGGUGCAAGCCUGCUUUCAGAUCUGAGCCAGAGUUUGUAUAGGAUCUGGCCACAUCACCAUUAUGAUAUCAAUUCAUGUCCCAUCCUCCUGAGGGUGGAACAGACUGGUCUGUCUUUUCCAAUUCCAACUCCCAGGAGACCCCCCAGGACUCCUUGGUGCAUGGCUCACCAUAGCUGAAUUCCUCUCAUUUCAGGGCUUACUGCCAUGGGAUUUUGGGGCAUGCUCAAAUAGUUCCCCUGUAUCUCCCCCUCUCUCAAAAGCCCACAUACGCAUCAGUGCCCCCUCCAGAGCCCACGAGCUCUGCCUUGUGAGCAGCCAAGUGACAGGGUGCUCUCCAGCAAUGGCUGUAGGAAACAGGGAUGGAACUUUGAACACACCCCACUCACCCUGCCUGGGGCCCUGACUAGCCAGCUUUCACCUCAUUUCUCUGGAAAGCGGUAGGGAAUAGUGUUUAAGACCCAGGGCUGGGAAUUGAGGGUACAGCUACACUGCAAAAACCCAGCGGCAACAAGUCUCAGAGCCUGGGCCUACAGACUGGGACUCACACUUGGGGCUGAAAAUAGCGGGUAGAGGUUACUGUUUGUGCUCUGAAACCUAGCUGGAUGAGGUGUCAGACCCCAAGCACCAGCCUAAGUGGGAACGUUUACACAGCUUGUGUUAAAAAAGGCUCCAGAGGCAAUCCUGGCAAUUACAGGCUGGUAAGCUUAAUUUCACUACUGGGCAAACUGGUUGAAACUAUAGUAAAGAACAGAAUUAUCAGACACAUAACUGAACAUGAUUUGAAGAGGAAGCACCAAAAUGUUUUUUGUAAAGGGAAAUCAUGCCUCACCAAUCUACUAGAAUGUUUUGAGGGCGUCAACAAGCAUGUGGACAAGGGGGAUCCAGUGGAUAUAGUGUGGUUAGAUUUUCAGAAAGCCUUUGACAAGGUCCCUCACCCAAGACUCUUAAGCAAAGUAAGCUGUAAUGGGAUAAGAGGGAAAGUCCUCUCAUGGAUCAGUAACUGGUUAAAAGACAGGAAACAAAGGGUAGGAAUAAAUGGUCAGUUUUCAGAAUGGAGAGAGGUAAAUAGUGGUGUCCUCCAUGGGGCUGUACAGGGACCAGUGUUAUUCAACAUAUUCAUAAAUGAUCUGGAAAAAGGGGUAAACAAGUGAGGUGUCUUUUAACCCUGUUAUAGUCUUGGCCUUCACAACAUCCUCUGGCAGCGAGUUCCACAGGUUGACUGUGCAUUGAGUGAAGAAGACUUUCUUAUGUUCGUUUUAAAGGUUUUCAACUGCUCCCUCUUAAUUUCAUUUGGUGUCCCCUAGUUCUUGUGUUAUGAGAAGGAGUAAAUAACACUUCCUUAUUUACUAUCUCCACACCAGUUAUGAUUUUACAGACCUCUGUCAUAUUCCCCCUUAGUCGUCUCUUUUCCAAGCUGAAAAGUCCCAGUCUUAUUAAUCUCUCCUCAUAUGGAAACU